Anopheles cruzii is the source of this 1065-nucleotide messenger RNA. RefSeq names its product peroxisome assembly protein 12 (gene Pex12). Gene Ontology annotation, biological process: protein monoubiquitination; protein import into peroxisome matrix. Gene Ontology annotation, molecular function: protein binding; zinc ion binding; ubiquitin-protein transferase activity. Gene Ontology annotation, cellular component: peroxisomal membrane; peroxisomal importomer complex. Lineage: Eukaryota; Metazoa; Arthropoda; Insecta; Diptera; Culicidae. The transcript is spliced from 4 exons. The coding region runs from base 1 to 957 and encodes 318 amino acids. The record is from RefSeq and is a predicted model, not a curated record.
AUGGCGGCCAGAGGAGCACACAUCACGCCGACCGUAGAAAUCAAACCCUCACUCUUCGAGGUGCUGGCGGCCGACUCUCUCAACAAUACCUUUUAUCCCGCCAUCAAACGUGUGGUGGACUUUUUAGCGACAGUCAAACCGACGGUUUUCGGUGGGUUAGUGCGAUACUACGAUGAGCUUUACAUGCUGUUCAAUGGGCUGGUGCAGGGUUACUAUCUCCAACGGCACGGAGGAUCGCUGGCCGAAGUGUUCUACGGUCUAACCCGCCAAUCGGUCCGAAACAAGACGUUCACCAGGCGCGAUCGCAAUUGGUCGUUCGUGGUGCUGGUCGUCGUGCCAUACGCGUUACGAAUACUGGAAACCCGAAUCAACCGGUGGAAAGAUGACUGUGAAAAUGGGAAAACGGUUGCGGCAGAGAAGCAGCUCGUAGUACGCUUGAUGCCCUACGUCAAAGCCGUACACGAAAGCCUUAAGUUGGUCCACUACGUAAUGUAUCUGGCCGGCGCUAGUGAAGUACAUUCGCCUUCGCUGCGCGUGCUUCGCCUUGCACUGACCUAUCAAGCAGAGGAGGAAGAAAGCUGGUCCUUCGCGGACGUUUUCCAGGGCAAGACAAGGGUUGCUGUAAUGCUAAGCACGGCACUGCUACGAUGGUUGGAGCUGUCCGCUUUCUUCCUGCAGUUCAUCGAGUGGUGGCAAACGGAGGCCAACAUUGGGGACCUGUCGAAGCUACCGACUCCGGAAGCUCCCGAUUUGGACGUCAACGCUGCGAAGUACAGCAACGUUUGUCCGAUUUGCCUGCAGAAGUACAUCAUUCCAACGGCCGUGUCCGUGUCGGGCUACGUUUAUUGUUAUCGAUGCAUCGUGACACAUUUGCAGAAAGAAAGUAGGUGCCCGGUAACCAAGUAUCCUGCCACAAUCAACGAUCUCAUCCGGCUGUACAUGGAUGAUGAUGAUUGAAGCUUUCGUGUCCAGUAUCCAAAUCAAUAUCGUGGGAAUUGGGACGACUUGGGGGAAACGGAUAGUUUUUUGUUUGGGAACGGCUAAGCAAAAGUAGGAAAGACUGAA